Messenger RNA from Neomonachus schauinslandi (Hawaiian monk seal), 1995 nucleotides. RefSeq names its product histidine rich glycoprotein (gene HRG). The transcript is spliced from 7 exons. Lineage: Eukaryota; Metazoa; Chordata; Mammalia; Carnivora; Phocidae. Gene Ontology annotation, molecular function: serine-type endopeptidase inhibitor activity; heparin binding; cysteine-type endopeptidase inhibitor activity. Gene Ontology annotation, cellular component: endolysosome; blood microparticle; extracellular region. The record is from RefSeq and is a predicted model, not a curated record. The coding region runs from base 32 to 1630 and encodes 532 amino acids. Gene Ontology annotation, biological process: regulation of platelet activation; heme transport; negative regulation of fibrinolysis.
UAGCAAGCGUUGGUGUUCACAUUUUAACGAGAUGAGCGCCUUCAGAGCCGCACUGCUCCUCAUCCCUUUAAUUGCGAUGCAGAACUCCGGCGCUGUGAGCCCCUCACACUGUGACGCUACUGAGCCCUUUGCUGGGAAAGUGCUAGACCAGCUCAAUAAGGGACGGAGGCAGGGCUACCUUUUCCAGUUGCUGCAGGUCGCUGAUGCCCAUGUGGACAAAGCGGAAUCUGUGGCUGUCUAUUACUUAGUCUUGGAUGUGAAAGAAUCCGACUGUUCAGUCCUAUCAGGGAAACACUGGGAUGACUGUGAGCCCGCUCUUUCUAAACGUGUAUCUGAUAUAGUGAUCGGACAGUGUAAGGUAAUAGCAACACAAUGUUUGAAUGACUCUCAGCAUUUCAGAGUGAAUGACUAUAACUGCACCACAAGUUCUGUCUCUUCGGCACUGGCCAGUACCAAAGACAGCCCCCUACUCUUCGACUUCUUAGAAGAGCCUGAGCUUUACAGAAAACUAGCCGACAAAGCCCUUGAGAAGUACCAACAAGAGAAUGGAGAUUUUGCCUCUUUCAGGGUGGACCACUUGGAAAGAGUUGUCAGGUGGAGAGGAGAGGAAAGAACCAACUACUAUGUGGACUUCUCUGUGAGGAACUGCUCCAGGAGAUGCCAUUUUCCCAGGCACCCUUAUGUCUUUGGAUUCUGCAGAGCAGAUUUGUCCUAUGAUGUAGGAGUCUCUGACUUGGAAACCCCAGAAGACAUUGCCAUAAACUGUGAAGUCUUCAAUUUUGAGGAAUGUAGAAACAUCAGUGGUGUACCACACCAUUUUGGCCAUCCCCACCGCUCUGGUAGGCAUGAGCAUUCUCUUGCUGGCAAGCCUCCAUUUAAGCCUGAUGAAUUUAGAGAUCACCAUCAUCCCCACAAACCACAUAAAUUUGAAUGCCCACCUCUUCUACAAGACAGACCACCAUUUCAGGCAGGAGCUCCUCCUGUAUUGCCCCCUCCAGGGUCAAGAUGUCAUCACCCCCAUUUUGGCACCAGUGGGACCCAUGGACACCCUCAUAAUCAUAGUUCCAGUGAGCACCACCCCCAUAGACCCCCUCAUCAUGGAUCCCCUCAUCAUGGACCCCCUCCUCAAGAACCCCCUCCUCACGGGCCCCCUUCUCACGGGCCCCCUCCUCAUGGACCCCCUCCUCACGGGCAUCAUCACCAUGGCCACCAUCCCCAUGGCCACCAUCCCCAUAGGCAUCAUCCCCGUGGACACCAUCCCCACGGACACCAUCCCCAUGGCCACGAUUUCCUUGACCAUGGGCCUUGUGACUCACCACCCCAUAGCCAGGGUGGCUGGGGACAUGGCCCACCAUCUAGGCACUCAAAAGUAAGAGGUCCAGGUAAAAGACCCUUUCCCUUCCACUGGAGACAAAUCGGAUAUGUUUACCAGCUCCCUCUACUAAAGGAAGGUGAAGUUCUUCCUUUUCCCGAAGCCAAUUUUCCCAGCUUCUCAUUGCCAGGCGACAACAAUCCUCUAAAGCCAGAAAUUCAGCCCUUCCCUCAAUCAGUUUCUGAAUCAUGCCCAGGGACAUUUAAGAGUGAGUUUUCACAUGUCUUGAAGUUUUUUGCAUACUUGCUUCCAAAAUAAAGUCUGAUUUCCUCGAUGGGGUAAAAUUAAUAUUCUGACUUAAACCAUAAAUAAAAUAUGAUCAAUAAUGAAUACAAAAUUCAUGUAUUUUUAUCUUACUUUCAUAUUCAGGGUAGGGCAAAUGUGGGUGGGGGAGGAGAUGGCAUGAGAAGAGAGAGACAAAUGGAAAGGAGAGGAAAGAUGUCAGUGCUACAAGUCGGUCACUGACCACUAAAUCCUUGCAGCAAAUCUCUGAUCCUCUUUCUUUCCUGGACUUAACUCCUUUAAUUCUAGGGUCUUUCCUCACUGAGUACUUACGCUGUAGUUGGGCAUACCAAGAAGGUAUGUUUUAUCAGUCAAGGGAUUAUUCUUCUAAUCUAAAAUUC